This is a messenger RNA of Mirounga angustirostris (Northern elephant seal), 9070 nucleotides long. RefSeq names its product fibrillin 3 (gene FBN3). Gene Ontology annotation, molecular function: calcium ion binding. NCBI's taxonomy places the organism in Eukaryota, Metazoa, Chordata, Mammalia, Carnivora, Phocidae. The transcript is spliced from 61 exons. The record is from RefSeq and is a predicted model, not a curated record. The coding region runs from base 1 to 8388 and encodes 2795 amino acids.
AUGGCCUGGGGCCCCCUGGCUCGACUCCUGCUGGCCUGGACGGCCCUGUUGUGCGUGGUGGGAGUCCAGGGCCGUUGGGACAGGGCCUUGGAGUCUGCAGGCCCCGGACGUGUGCACAGGCGUGGCAGCCCCGGCAUCUUGCAGGGGCCCAAUGUGUGCGGCUCCCGUUUCCACACCUACUGCUGUCCCGGCUGGAGGACGUUGCCAGGCGGGAACCAGUGUGUCGUUCCCGUCUGUAGGCACGCCUGCGGCGAGGGCUUCUGCUCCCGACCCAACCUUUGUGCCUGUGCUGAUGGGCAGCUGGCCCCCAGCUGUGGGGUGAGCCGAGGGUCGGGGUGCAGCGUGAGCUGCAUGAAUGGGGGCAGCUGCCGAGGGGAGUCCUGCCUGUGCCAGAGGGGCUACACAGGCACUGUGUGUGGGCAGCCUGUCUGCGACCGUGGUUGCCACAACGGGGGCCGCUGCAUCGGACCCAACCACUGCGCCUGUGUGUACGGCUUCAUGGGGCCUCAGUGUGAGAGAGACUACCGGACGGGCCCCUGCUUUGGCCAAGUCGGCGCUGAGGGCUGCCAGCACCAGCUCACGGGCCUCGUGUGCACUAAGGCUCUCUGCUGUGCUACCGUGGGCCGUGCCUGGGGCCUCCCGUGCGAGCUCUGCCCCGCACAACCGCACCCCUGCCGCCGAGGCUUCAUCCCCAAUAUCCGCACAGGGGCCUGCCAAGAUGUGGAUGAGUGCCAGGCGGUGCCAGGCUUGUGCCAGGGGGGCCGCUGCAUCAACACUGUGGGCUCCUUCGAGUGCCGCUGCCGGACGGGACACCGGCUCAGGGAGAACAGCGCCAAGUGUGAAGACCACCGGGCCGGCACCUGCUUCUCUGUACUGAUCGUGGGCCGCUGUGCUGGAGACCUCGCCGGCCAUUAUACUCAGAGACGGUGCUGCUGUGACAGGGGCAGGUGCUGGGCACCUGGCCCAGCCCCUGAGCCGUGUCCUCUGCGGGGCUCUGAUGAGUUCCAGCGACUGUGUGUGCAGGGGCUCCCGCUGCUGCCCUCCUACCCUGGCCCCUUCCCUGGUCUCCCUGGCUUUGGGUCCAACGGUGUGGGUCCUGGCCCAGGUGUGGGUCCUGGCCUUGGGCCGGCGCGGCACAGCCCCCAUGGCUCCAGUGGGCGUGGCGUUCCCAGCCUGGGCCUUGGCAAUGCCCACAUUGGCACAGCCACCUUGAACCAGACCAUCGACAUCUGCCGACACUUCACCAAUCUGUGUCUCAACGGCCGCUGCCUGCCCACCCCCUCUAGCUACCGCUGCGAGUGUAACGCGGGCUACACGCAGGAUGUUCGAGGGGAGUGCAUCGGUGAGUCGGGGCUGGGUGGGCGGGGCCUACCUGCCGGCGGGCGGGGCCUACCUGCCGGGUGGGCGGGGGCUCAGGGUCCUCUGCCCGCAGACGUGGACGAAUGCGCCAGCAGCCUCUGCCACCACGGCCGCUGCGUCAACACGGAGGGCAGCUUCCGGUGUGUCUGCAACGCGGGCUUCGAGCUGGGCCCCGGCGGCAAGAACUGUGUGGAUCACAACGAGUGUGCCACCACCACCAUGUGCGCCAAUGGAGUGUGCAUCAAUGAGGACGGCAGCUUCACGUGUCUCUGCAAAUCCGGCUUCCUGCUGGCACCCGGUGGCCGCUACUGCGUGGACAUCGAUGAGUGCCAGACUCCGGGCAUCUGCAUGAACGGCCACUGCACCAACACCGAGGGCUCCUUUCGCUGCCACUGCCUGGGGGGGCUGGCCGUGGGCGCGGACGGCCGCGUGUGCGUGGACACCCAUGUGCGCACCACCUGCUAUGGAGCCCUGGAGCAGGGCUCCUGCGCCCGCCCCUUCCCUGGUGCGGUCACCAAAUCCGAGUGCUGCUGCGCUAGCCCAGACCACGGAUUUGGGGAGCCCUGCCAGCCGUGUCCCGCCAAGAACUCUGCCGAGUUCCAGGUUCUGUGCAGUAGCGGUCUGGGCAUCACCACCGACGGUAGAGACAUCAACGAGUGCGCCCUGGACCCCGACGUCUGCACCCACGGCGCGUGUGAGAACCUGCGCGGCAGCUACCGCUGUGUCUGCAGCCCGGGCUACGAGGCGGGCGCGGCCGGCAAGGAGUGCGUGGACGUGGACGAGUGCGCUCGCAACAGCCUCCUGUGUGGCAACGGCUGGUGCCGGAACAGCCCCGGCAGCUACAGCUGCUCCUGCGCCCAGGGCUUCGGCUUCCGCCAGGACACGGAGACCUGCGAAGACAUCAACGAGUGCCUGUCCAACCCCUGUGUCAAUGGCGCGUGCCGGAACCUGGCUGGUUCCUAUGCCUGCGAAUGCGCCCCUGGCAGCCGGCUGGGGCCCUCUGGCACCAUGUGCCUCGAUAGCACCAAGGGCACCUGCUGGCUCAAGGUGCAGGAGGGCCGCUGUGAAGCGAACCUGCGCGGAGCCCCCCUGCGGUCCGAGUGCUGUGCUACCCUGGGCGCUGCCUGGGGGAGCCCCUGCGAACGCUGUGAGCCCGACCCUGCCUGUGCCCGUGGCUUUGCCCGCAUGACGGGGCUCACCUGUGAAGAUGUGAACGAGUGCGAGGUCUUCCCCGGGGUCUGUCCCAAUGGGCACUGCUUCAACACUGCUGGCUCCUUCCGCUGCGUGUGCCCCGACGGCUUGACACUGGACACCACGGGCCGGCUGUGCGUGGACAUGCGCCUGGAGCCGUGUUUCCUGCGUUGGGACGAGGACGAGUGUGGGGUCGCCCUGCCCGGCAAGUACCAGAUGGACAUCUGUUGCUGCUCCGUGGGGGCCGCCUGGGGGGCUGCGUGUGAGGCGUGCCCAGAGCGCACGUCCCCGGCGUUUGCCAGCCUGUGUCCCCGGGGGCCGGGCUUCGCCAGCUGGGACUUGCUGUCAGGCCAGCCCUUCUAUAGAGAUGUGAAUGAGUGCAAGGCGUUCCCCGGCCUCUGCGUGCACGGCACCUGCAGGAACACCGUGGGCAGCUUCCACUGCUCCUGUGCGGGGGGCUUCGCCCUGGAUGCUCAGGGGAGGAACUGCACAGACAUUGACGAGUGCCACAUCUCCCCUGACCUCUGCGGCCAGGGCACCUGUGUCAACACGCCGGGCAGCUUUGAGUGCGAGUGUUUCCGUGGCUAUGACAGUGACUUCAUGCUGAUGAAGAACUGCGUGGACGUGGACGAGUGUGUGCGGGACCCGCUGCUGUGCCGGGGAGGUACCUGCACCAACACAGAGGGGAGUUACACGUGUCAGUGCCCCCCUGGACAUGCGCAGACGGCCCAGGGCACCGCCUGUGAGGAUGUCGACGAGUGUUCCCUGAGUGACGGCCUGUGUCCCCACGGCCACUGUGUCAACGUCAUUGGGACCUUCCAAUGCUCCUGCCACGCUGGCUUCCAGAACACGCCUGACCACCAGGGCUGCAUGGACAUAAACGAAUGCCAUGCUGGGAAUGGUGGCUGUGACGUGCACUGCACGAACACGGAGGGCAGCUACCACUGUGGUUGCGGCCGUGGCUACUCACUGAUGCCCGACGGGAGGGCGUGUGCAGACGUGGAUGAGUGUGCGGAGAACCCGGACAUCUGUGACGGGGGCCAGUGUGCCAACGUGCCAGGGGACCACCACUGCUUAUGCUAUGACGGCUUCAUGGCCACGCUGGACGGGAGGACGUGUGUUGACGUGAACGAGUGUGACCUGAGCCCCCACAUUUGCCUCCACGGGCACUGUGAGAACACAAAAGGUUCCUUUGUCUGCCACUGCCGCCCGGGUUACAUCAUCAGGAAGGGGGCCACGGGCUGCUUCGAUGUGGACGAGUGUGAGCUUGGGGGACACAGCUGUGACAGUCACGCUUCCUGCCUCAACGUCCCUGGGAGUUUCAGCUGCAGGUGCCAGCCAGGCUGGGUGGGGGAUGGCUUCGCAUGUCACGACCUGGAUGAGUGUGCCUUCCCAGAGCAUUGGUGCAGCCUGAGAGCUGACUGUUUGAACGCUCCCGGUUCCUACCGCUGCAUCUGCCGCCUCGGCUUCACCGGGGACGGCUUCUCCUGUGAAGACAGGGACGAAUGUGCCGAGGACGUGGACCUCUGCGAGAACGGGCAGUGCCUCAAUGCCCCCGGCGGGUACCGCUGUGAGUGUGAGAUGGGCUUCAGCCCCACGGAGGACCACCGCGCCUGCCGGGAUGUGGACGAGUGUGUCCUCGGGAACCUCUGCGUGUUCGGGAGCUGCGAGAACCUGCCCGGAAUGUUCCGCUGUGUCUGCAGUGGGGGCUACGAGCUGGACCGCGGUGGGGUCAACUGCACGGAUGUCAAUGAGUGCGCAGACCCCGUGAACUGCAUCAGUGGCCUGUGUAUCAACACCCCCGGAAGCUACCUCUGCAGCUGCCCCCAGGAUUUUGAGCUGAACCCCAGCGGCGUGGGCUGUGUGGACACCCGGGUCGGGAACUGCUUCCUGGACACGCAUGACCGAGGGGACGGUGGCAUUUCCUGCACUGUGGAGAUCGGGGUUGGCAUCACCCGCGCAUCCUGCUGUUGCUCCCUGGGACGGGCCUGGGGCAACCCCUGUGAACCAUGCCCGAUGGCCAACACCACUGAGUACAGAACCUUGUGCCCCGGGGGCGAGGGCUUCCGGCCAAACCCCAUCACUGUCAUCCUGGAAGACAUUGAUGAGUGCCAGGAGCUGCCUGGGCUGUGUCCGGGGGGCGACUGUGGCAACACGUUCGGCAGCUUCCAGUGUGCAUGCCCCCCUGGCUACCACCUCAAUGGGGACACCCGCACUUGUGAGGACAUCGACGAAUGCUCUGCACACUCGGGCAUCUGCGGCCCUGGUACCUGCUACAACACCCUGGGGAACUACACCUGUGUCUGCCCCGCGGAGUACCUGCAAAUCAACGGUGGCAACAACUGCAUGGACAUGAGGAAGAGCAUCUGCUUCCGGCACUAUAAUGGUACAUGUGGAAAUGAGCUGGCGUUUAACGUGACCCGGAAGAUGUGCUGUUGCUCGUACAACAUUGGCCAGGCCUGGAACAGACCCUGUGAGGCCUGCCCCACCCCUGCCAGCUUGGACUACCAGAUCCUGUGCGGACACCAGGCCCCUGGCUUCGUCAUUGACAUCCACACAGGGAAGCCCCUCGACAUCGACGAGUGUGGGGAGAUCCCCGCCAUCUGCACCAGUGGGAUCUGCAUCAACCAGAUCGGGAGCUUCCGAUGCGAGUGCCCCACGGGCUUCCACUACAACGGCGGGCUGCUGGUCUGCGAAGACACGAACGAGUGUGCCAGUGGGGAGAGCCCCUGCCAGCGGAAUGCCGACUGCGUCAAUGUCCCCGGCAGCUACCGCUGCACAUGCGCCCGAGGGUACAGGCUGUUGCCCGAUGGGGCCUGCGUGGGACGGAACGAGUGUCGGGAGAUCCCAAACGUCUGUAGUCAUGGCGACUGCGUGGACACAGAGGGCAGCUACACAUGCCUUUGUCACCGGGGCUUCCGCGCCUCGGCGGACCAGACCCUGUGCUUGGACGUCGACGAGUGUGACCAGCAGCCGUGUGGAAAUGGGACCUGUAAGAACAUUGUCGGCUCCUACAACUGCCUCUGCUUCCCCGGCUUCGUGGCAGCACCCAGUGGAGAUUGCGUGGACGUGGAUGAGUGCACCACUCUGGUGGGGCAGGUGUGCCAAUUUGGCCAGUGCCUUAACACAGCUGGCUCCUUCCACUGCAUCUGCCAGGAUGGCUUCGAGCUCACAGCCGACGGGAAGGACUGUGUGGACACCAACGAGUGUUUCAGCUUCACGGGAACCUGCCUGCCAGGCACUUGCCAGAACCUUGAGGGCUCCUUCCGCUGCGUCUGUCCCCCUGGCUUCCAGGUGCAGAAUGACCGCUGUGUUGACACCGACGAGUGCUCGGAGGAGCCCAACCUCUGCCUCUUUGGCACCUGUAACAACAGCCCUGGGAGCUUCCAGUGCCUCUGCCCGCCUGGUUUCGUCCUCUCCGACAACGGGCACCAUUGCUUUGACACGCGGCAGAGUUUCUGCUUCACCCGUUUUGAGGCCGGGAGGUGCUCUGUGCCCAAAGCUUUCAACACCACCAAGGCCCAGUGCUGCUGCAGCCAGAGGCCUGGCGAGGGCUGGGACGACCCCUGUGAGCUGUGUCCUCAGGAGGGCAGCGCCGCCUUUCAGGAGCUCUGCCCCUUUGGCCACGGGGCCGUCCCAGGCCCCGAUGACUCUCGGGAAGACGUGAACGAGUGUGCGGAGAGCCCCGGCAUCUGCACCAACGGCCUGUGCGUCAACACCGACGGCUCAUUCCGCUGCGAGUGUCCCUUUGGCUACAGCCUGGACUUCACAGGCAUCCGCUGUGUGGACACGGACGAGUGCUCCGUCGGGCACCCCUGCGGCCAAGGCACCUGCACCAACGUCAUCGGAGGCUUCGAAUGUGCCUGCGCCGACGGCUUCGAGCCUGGCCCCACGAUGACCUGCGAGGACGUGGACGAGUGCUCCCUGAACCCCCUGCUCUGCGCCUUCCGCUGCCACAACACCGAGGGCUCCUACGUGUGCACCUGCCCGGCGGGCUACGCCCUGCGGGAGGACGGCGCCAUGUGCCGAGAUGUGGAUGAGUGUGCGGAUGGUCAGCAGGACUGCCACGAGCGGGGCAUGCUGUGUAAGAACCUUAUCGGCACCUUCGCCUGCGUCUGCCCCCCAGGCCUGCGGCCUCAGCCCAGCUCCGGGGAGGGCUGCACAGAUGAGGAUGAAUGUCGUGCCCAGCCCAGCCUGUGUACUAACGGCCACUGUAUCAACACCGCGGGCAGCUUCCAGUGUGACUGCGACAAGGGUUUCCGGCUCAGCCCCGCCGGCACCGAGUGUCAUGACGUCCGGCAGGGGCCCUGCUUCUCCGAGGUGCUGCAGGCCGUGUGCCAGGCUCAGUCGAGCAGCGGUGAGGCCGUCACGAGGGCCCAGUGCUGCUGUGGGGGCGGCCGGGGCUGGGGGCCCCGCUGUGAGCUCUGUCCCCUGCCUGGCACCUCUGCCCACAGGACCCUGUGCCCCCACGGCCCGGGCUACACCGCUGAAGGCCAAGAUGUGGACGAGUGCCACAUGCUUGCUCACCUGUGCCCCCAUGGUGAAUGCAUCAACAGCCUUGGCUCCUUCCACUGUCGCUGCCAGUUGGGGUAUACGUCAGAUGCUGCUGCCACAGCCUGUCUGGAUGUAGAUGAGUGUGGCCAGGCCCCCACGCCAUGCGCCUUCCUCUGCAAAAACACUGAGGGCGGCUUCCUGUGUGCCUGCCCCCGAGGCUACCUGCUGGAGGAGGAUGGCAAGACCUGCAGAGACCUGGACGAGUGCUCCUCUAGGCAACACAACUGCCAGUUUUUCUGCGCCAACACCAUCGGCUCCUUCGCCUGCCGCUGUCCCCCCGGCUUCACGCAGCACCACCAGGCCUGCCUUGACAAUGACGAGUGCUUGGCUCAGCCUGGCCCGUGUGGCACCCAUGGGCGCUGUCACAACACGCCCGGCAGCUUCCGCUGUGAGUGCCACCAAGGCUUCGCCCCGGACAGCUCAGGCCGAGGCUGUGAAGACGUGGAUGAGUGUGACGGGCCCCAUCGCUGCCAGCACGGCUGUCAGAACGAGCUGGGGGGCUACCGCUGUGGCUGUCCCCAGGGCUUCACCCCGCACUCCCAGUGGAGCCAGUGUGUGGACGAAAACGAGUGUGCGCUGUCCCCUGCGGCCUGUGGCAGCGCCUCCUGCCACAACACGCUGGGCGGCUUCCGCUGCGUCUGCCCCUCUGGCUUUGACUUUGACCAGGCCCUGGGGGGCUGCCAGGACCUAGACGAGUGUGCCGCCCGGGGAGGCCCCUGUAGCUACAGCUGCACCAACACCCCUGGUGGCUUCCUGUGUGGCUGUCCCCAAGGCUACUUCCGGGCCGGGCAAGGGCACUGUGUCUCUGGCCUGGGCUUCAGCCCUGGACCCCAGGAGGCCCCAGACGAGGAGGAGCUGCUCUCAUCCGAAGCCUGCUAUGAAUGCAAGAUCAAUGGCCUCGCCCCUCGUGACCGGCCACAGCGCAGCGCCUACGGGGGCCACCAGGUGAGCCUGGCCAGCCUUGACUCGGAGGCCCCACUGACCUUGGGCCUGAACCUCUCACGCCUGGGUGGGGCUGAGCACAUUCUGGAGCUGCGGCCCGCCCUGGAGAGCCUGCGGGGACGGGUCCGCUAUGUCAUUGCCCGUGGCAAUGGGCCAGGUUUCUUCCACAUGCAUCACUUCCGGGGCCUCAGCUCCCUGCAGCUGGGGCGACGGAGGCCAGGGCCUGGAACCUACCAGCUGGAGGUGGUGAGCGUGGCAGGGCCCUGGGGCACCUGGCCGAAGGGGCAGCUGACACCAGGGGGCGGGGCCUUGCGGCUGAAGGUGCAUCUGCGGCUGCUGUAGCUGGAAGAAGCCCGUACCUCCUGCCUGACCUCAGGCCCCUCCCGCAGCCCCCUCUCUGGACUCCCUGCAUGCGCACUGCCCCAUCCUUGCCUCUUCCGGCAGGAUUUGGGGGAAACUGAUGUCACUCAGCUCACUGCACACCGCAGAGAGACCCUGGUGACCCUGGUGAAGCCUUGGCCUCGGGUGCGCCCCAGGGCCCCCCAUUCAUCCUCUUCUCCUGAACGGCAGAUUCUGGAGUUGGGGGGCUACCGAUCCCACCAGCAAUGGGAUCACUGACCAGGUGGAACCCCAAAACUCAGGAAGAGUAAAAUGUGAUUCUGCGACCUCAGGCGAACCCAGCCUCUGCCCAGGGGGACCCCAACAUUCCGCCUUGUCUGGAGACAGCUGGAAGCCAUGGCAUGCACCGUCCUCCUCCACCAGCCAGGGUCAAGGAGGGGCCUGUGAUUCACCGUAGCUGGUCAGUCUCAGGCUUACACUGCUGCACUGCCCCAGGGCUCACCCCGGGGCGCGGUGGGACAUGGGAACGGACAGCUGGGGUGGGCCUGGGCCUUGGCCCUCUGAGCCAAAGAGCCUCUGGGGCCCCAGCCAGAGUUGGUGACACGCAGCCGUGCUCGAGCCCCCGGUGGGGUGGGCUAGGGUUCCAGCCUGCUUUUAUAUCAGAAGCAGAGACAACAAUAAAGUU